UUGGUUAUCUGCAGUCAGUUUACGCUCAUGAUCCAGCAAGCAUGCAGUUCGGACUCAUCCUCCUUCAGUUCGCCCUGAUACAAUUAAUCGACAUGGUAAAAUGCGAGAAACCGUGCGCGUCCUUUCGUAACACCGAAGUUCGCGUUGUCGAUCUGAAAGGCGAAUCAUACAGUCAAUCGAUCUUCGGCUGCAUCCAGCCCAAUAACUUCGGUGACAGUGCCGUGCUGGAGGUCCACGUUAUAAAUCAAGACUUGCCGAGGUUGGGACGAGAUGCCGUGCGUAAUAUGCACCACCUGACGCACUUGAAAUUCAACAAAUGCAGCUUGACCACUUUGGCACCGGGAUGUUUUAAGGGUCUGUCCAGAUUGUGGUAUUUCGAAGCGUCCGACUGUGGAAUAUCGUCGAUCGGUUACGGAGUGUUCAACCCGUUGAAUUCGUUGAACACCGUUAAAAUCUACAAUACCGAUCUGUUCGAAAUCGAUAACGAAGCCUUUGGGUUUUUGCCAUCUUUGAAAAACGUGCAUCUCGAUCACAACAAGUUGGAAUAUUUUAAUCCGGAUUGGUUCCUUAAUUCCACGAACUUGGAGGUGAUUGAUUUGAGAUUCAACUAUAUACGAGUUAUUGAGGGUCUGUCGUUCAAAACGUUCCACAAGUUGAAGGAACUGCAUUUAGACAACAACGAUAUAUCCAGCUUGUCCAAGAACUCCUUCAAAGGGCUGCGCAAACUUCAACAUCUUGGGCUCAGAUUUAACAGAUUAAAAUCUAUACCGUCAAAGCUGUUCGCAAACUCGGUUAAAGUGAUGAGAAUAGACCUGGGCGGGAACUAUUUAAAUUACCUUCCAACCGAAUUAUUCAGUAAACUCAUAGUGAAAACGGCCGUUUUGGACGCUAAUCCUUGGAAGUGCGAGUGUUUGCAGAAAAUUCACGACUGGCUGUUCGAAAUUGGAGCAGAUCUGGAGAAGUCCCAGUAUUGUGAGGAGAUCCCCAUUUGUUAUUCCUUGAACGUGGGGAAAAAUACUUGUUUGGAGACUGAAAAUGAGGACGUAACUAGUCGAUAUCAGCAAGCUUUGCAAAGUUUGUCAUCAAUGGGUACCGAAUUUUGUGCUCGCCUACAAUAAGCUAUUAUUUCCUAUUAUUCAUUCGUUUGUAUUUAUUAUUGUUAUAUUUGUUUUUAUUUAUUUUUAUUUCUUAAUAAUAUAACUUAUUUUUUAUUAUUUACUAUUUCUUGUCCCUUUUCCCUUUUAAUAUCAGCGUAUAUACCUAAUAAAUUUUGAAAUUGA
Aethina tumida (small hive beetle) is the source of this 1280-nucleotide messenger RNA. Its product is annotated as leucine-rich repeat-containing protein 15-like. Lineage: Eukaryota; Metazoa; Arthropoda; Insecta; Coleoptera; Nitidulidae. The transcript has a single exon. Gene Ontology annotation, molecular function: protein binding. The coding region runs from base 42 to 1118 and encodes 358 amino acids. Gene Ontology annotation, cellular component: plasma membrane. The record is from RefSeq and is a predicted model, not a curated record.